GAGCAAGCCUCCCUCCUCCCAAUCCGGAGGUCACGCAAGGGUUCCGCAAGUCCACAAGAAACCCCACAGGAACACUGUGACGCGGCGCCGCGGAAUGAGUGGAGGCUCGGGCUCAGCCGCCGCCCCGCUACUUCCGCUCCUUAGGAGCAUGGCUGCCCGUGGCCCGCCCGGGGAUUGGACGCUGGGGACGGAUGGCCACUGCGAUUGGUCGAGGCCUGACUGACGUCAGGGCGCGGGGCCUACACCGUGAAAGGGGGCGACAUGCGGCCAGACGGCUGCCGGCGAACUACGCUGUGGUUGAGUCGCGCCAUGAGCGUGCUCACACUGGAACCCCGGCCCGCGGGGAAGCGGUGGCUGUUUCCCCGGUGCCGCCCGCAGGUGGCCGGUCUGGGGAACCCUGGACUGCCCGGCACGCGGCACAGCGUGGGCUUGGCGGUGCUGGGGCACCUGGCGCGGCGUCUGGGUGUGGCGGACACCUGGGCGCGCGACCGGCGCUGCGCGGCCGACCUCGCCGUGGCCUCGCUCGAGGAUGCCCAGCUGGUCCUGCUUCGGCCCCGGCGGCUCAUGAACGCCAGCGGGCGCAGCGUGGCCCGGGCCGCGGAGCUGUUUGGGCUGACUGCUGAGGAGGUCUACCUGGUGCAUGAUGAGCUGGACAAGCCCCUGGGGAAAGUGGCUCUGAAGCUGGGGGGAAGCGCCAGGGGCCACAACGGAGUCCGUUCCUGCAUUAGCUGUCUCAACUCCCAUGCAAUGCCGAGGCUGCGGAUAGGCAUCGGGCGCCCCGCCCACCCUGAUACAGUGCAGGCCCAUGUGCUGGGCUCUUUCUCCGCCGCUGAGCAGGAACUGCUGCCUCUGUUGCUGGAGCGAGCCACCGACAUGCUCCUGGACCACAUCCGGGAACGAAGCCAGCGGCCCUCGUUAGGCCCUGACCUCAGUGAAUUCCUGCCUCCCUAACCACCAUGCCCACACAUCAGCCAGGUUCACAGAGGUGCCGUGCCAACCUGUGGUAUCCACUUUUUAUAGACCUCUUCUCUGGGCUGCCCCAGGCCACCUAUAGAUUAAAGAGAGGGGACUAUGGCCACAAUGGUCCACUUCUGGGAUGGGGAUUGGUCUUCUCUCUGUGUUUUACUUGGAAAGUAGAGAAACUUCAGGAAGACUAAACUUUUUGAACCUUUUCGGAGAA
Molecule: messenger RNA, 1180 nt
Organism: Acinonyx jubatus (cheetah)
Lineage: Eukaryota; Metazoa; Chordata; Mammalia; Carnivora; Felidae
Gene: PTRH1
Product: peptidyl-tRNA hydrolase 1 homolog
Exons: 5
Coding region: 262-951 (229 amino acids)
Molecular function (GO): peptidyl-tRNA hydrolase activity
Source: RefSeq, a predicted model, not a curated record